AGUGGCUUCGCCGUAAAAAGUUCCGUGAAGUUGAUGCUGAAAAAUUUCCCGAAUGCUUCUUCCGCUCCCUUUACUACAUUGGUGUUACCGCCUACGGAGCCCACGCAAUAUACCUCAGCGGGAAACAUACAUUCUUCCAGGAGCCCUGCACCUGCUUCGACAUGAUUCCUGACUAUG
This is a messenger RNA of Dibothriocephalus latus, 177 nucleotides long. Lineage: Eukaryota; Metazoa; Platyhelminthes; Cestoda; Diphyllobothriidea; Diphyllobothriidae. The record is from the annotation of a GenBank genome assembly.